AUGGGAGACUCCGUCGACUUCUAUGGCGUCCUGAACAUCCCCAAGGACUCCUCCCCGGAGGCCAUCCGCAAGGCCUACAAGGCCCUCGUCCGGCGAUGGCACCCCGACAAGAACCCCCCCUCCUCCAAGAAGGAAGCCGAGGCCAAGUUCAAAGCCAUCACCGAAGCCUACGAGGUUCUCUUCUUCUUCUUCUUCUUCUUCCUCCUCCGCCUGGCUGAUCUUCGUUCUUCUUAUGCAGGCGCUCAGUGACAAGGAGUACAGGAGCAUGUUCGGCGUCUACCACAGCGCCGACGGGGAGGGCUCCGGCAGGCACCGGGAGAGGUGGACGUCUCCCAAGCAUAGCCCCGACCACCACCCCGUCCCCAGGAGGGCCAACAGCGAUGGGCACCACCGGUACUUCGCCAGGGCGGCCGACUCCGCGGCGGCGGCGACGACGACGAGGAAGGCGGCGGCGGUAGAGCGGAAGCUGGAGUGCACGCUGGAGGAGCUCUGCAAGGGCUGCAGGAAGGAGAUCAGGUUCACCAGGGAGGUCCUCGACAAGAGCACAGGGUACACCCGACACCCCCCUUCCUGUGGCGGCCAUUAUUUUGCUCAUUUCUGCUCCGGAUUUAGCCACUGGUUCGAGCAGAGGAAGAAGAUGAGAUGGAUGGAUUUAGCUCCCUGGUUUUUGUUUUUUUUAUGGUGAUAUCGGGAAGCACAUCCAGGAAGCUAGCACAUCAGUCCGACAUCGCCGGAUCUAAUCCAAUCCCUCCGGUUAAUGCCCUACUUGCAGGAAAAUCAUCAAGAAGGAGGAGGUGCAGACGGUGAGAGUGAAGCCGGGGUGGAAGAAAGGAACCAAAGUGACCUUCGAGAACAUGGGGGACGAGCGGCCGGGCGCCCUCGCCGGCGACGUCGUCUACGUGGUGUCGGAGAAGGAGCACCCCGUGUUCAAGCGCGUGGGCAACGACCUGGUGCUGAAGGUGGAGGUGCCGCUGGUGAACGCCCUCACCGGGUGGACCUUCUCCUUCCGCCUGCUCGGCGGUGACAAGAUGAGCUGCUCGUUCCAGGACGAGAUCAUCCACCCCGACUACGAGAAGGUGAUCCGUGGCCAGGGGAUGCCGCUAGCCAAGGAUCAUCGCCUCCGGGGGGACCUGAAGAUCAAAUUCCACAUCGUCUUCCCCAAGAAUCUGACCGAGGACCAGAGAUCGGGGAUCAGAAAUCUCUUCAAGGACCGCUCCUGA
Messenger RNA from Spirodela intermedia, 1220 nucleotides. The record is from the annotation of a GenBank genome assembly. NCBI's taxonomy places the organism in Eukaryota, Viridiplantae, Streptophyta, Magnoliopsida, Alismatales, Araceae.